Messenger RNA from Didymodactylos carnosus, 480 nucleotides. The record is from the annotation of a GenBank genome assembly. NCBI's taxonomy places the organism in Eukaryota, Metazoa, Rotifera, Eurotatoria, Philodinida, Philodinidae.
AUGUCGGUUAUGCACGUCGAAGAAUUCAAGAAAGAUUCUGUCACAUCACAUAUAUUUGCUAUGAUAACUCAGUUUAUUGAUUUAAAUAUUCAUGAUAAAAAUCAAAUCUUUUCUAAAGAACAUCUCAGUGUCUUCGAAGAAGUUAUUAACGAAAAAUUCGACGAAUUAGCACAGGCGCCUACCAAUUUACAAGCAGCUCGGAUAUCGGUAUCCGGGCCGCCGCGUUAUAGCACUGGCAGAGGAGAUUUAGCAAGUAGAACAGCCGAAGAAAAAUGUUUAGAAAACGAAAAAGUAGAUAGUUAUUUGGUCAAUGCAGCAUUAGAACAACUUUGUUCAGAUUUAUCACAAAUUAACAACAGUGACGAAAAGGGUAGUGAAGUUGACGAAGCUAAACAACAACGUGCAGUACUCAUCGAAACUGCACAGUAUACAGUUGAUAAAUAUAGCAAGUUGAAAGUACUGCCGUCGAAGGAAGAGUAG